This is a messenger RNA of Trifolium pratense (red clover), 1215 nucleotides long. RefSeq names its product THO complex subunit 4A. Gene Ontology annotation, molecular function: mRNA binding. The transcript is spliced from 5 exons. Gene Ontology annotation, cellular component: nucleus. The record is from RefSeq and is a predicted model, not a curated record. Lineage: Eukaryota; Viridiplantae; Streptophyta; Magnoliopsida; Fabales; Fabaceae. The coding region runs from base 151 to 939 and encodes 262 amino acids. Gene Ontology annotation, biological process: mRNA export from nucleus.
ACUCUGCAUAUUUCAAUUAUCCUAAUUCUUUUCUCUUUCUUCUUCUCCCACAAACAAACGACGAAACCCUAAUUUUUCACGUUCUUCAAUCCACUCUCAGAUCCUUCCUCUCCCUCCUUUCCCUCUCGUUGAACUCUCAAAUUCUCAACCAUGUCUGCCGCUCUCGAUAUGACCCUCGAUGAUAUCAUCAAGAACAACAAAAAAUCUGGAUCCGGAAACCCUAGAGGCCGUUCUAGACCCGGACCCGGAUCCGGACCUGGUCCCGCUCGCCGUUUACCUAACCGUGCAAUCAACCGUGCCGCACCUUACUCCGGCGGCGCUAAGGCGCCGGAGACUACGUGGCAGCAUGAUUUGUAUGGAGAUCAACAUGUGGCUGCGGCGGCGUUUCCUGCUCAAGGUGGUCGUGCGCCUUCCAUAGAAACUGGAACCAAGCUCUAUAUAUCUAAUUUGGAUUAUGGUGUUUCCAAUGAUGAUAUAAAGGAAUUGUUUUCUGAAGUUGGUGACUUGAAACGGCAUGGCGUUCAUUAUGACCGGAGUGGCAGAUCGAAGGGCACUGCAGAAGUAGUCUUCUCACGGCGACAAGAUGCUGUAGCUGCUGUAAAGAGAUACAACAAUGUUCAACUAGAUGGGAAACCAAUGAAGAUAGAGAUUGUUGGAACCAACAUUUCUACACCUGGUGCAGCUCCUGUUGUAAAUCCACCUAUUGGAAAUUUUAAUGGAGUUCCUCAAAGUGCCCAAGGAAGAAUUGGAGAUUUACGAGGGCCGGGAGGAAGAGGUCAAGGCAUUCGAAGAAAUCGAGGACGUGGAAGAGGUAGCGGUGGAGGUCGUGGUGGUGGUCGUGGUGGAGGUCGCGGUAGAGGUCGUGACGAAAAGGUAUCUGCAGAAGACCUUGAUGCUGAGCUGGAGAAGUAUCAUGCAGAGGCCAUGCAAAUAAACUAAAGGGGUUAUUUUGUUCCUUUUUUUGCUUUUACAUCUAUGGUUAUUAGGGGGGCAUUGUGAUGGUUAGCCACAUGUUUUGUGUAUUUGGAGCCCUAUGUUUUAGGGAAGGGAAAAAAUUACUUGAGCCAACACUAUUUGCUUGAUAUGUGGAGUUUGGGCUUCUGUUGUCUAAAAUAUUAGUAUUCCUCAGGAUUGUAUGAACUAUGAGUUAACAGGAGCCAGCUUGUAAUGUGCACUCUAGGUUGCUUUCAUUGACUUAAAUAAUUUGUUUAUCAA